Molecule: messenger RNA, 2572 nt
Organism: Prunus avium (sweet cherry)
Lineage: Eukaryota; Viridiplantae; Streptophyta; Magnoliopsida; Rosales; Rosaceae
Product: transmembrane 9 superfamily member 8
Biological process (GO): protein localization to membrane
Cellular component (GO): membrane
Source: RefSeq, a predicted model, not a curated record
AAAUCACAGAAAUUAUCCAGCGAAAGGCUAACGUGGCACAAUCAAAACAAGCAUUCACAGCGUCACCGCACCAGAUCUCACCGGACAGACUCCAAGUCCAACCCCCUCCCCCUCUCUCUAAGCUUCCGCUCUCCUUCUUUGUCCCCAUUUUAAUAUUUUUUUUCUUCAUCAACUAUAAUAUAUUUUUUUGGUCGUUGUUAUUUUCAUUUCACGCAACGCAAAAGACAAAUACGAAGCGAACUAUAAACACCAACCAAUAAACAUUUCCUCCAGAUCUACACAGUCUUCUGCUCGCUCUCUCUCCCUCUCUCAGUCAGAGGCCAUGGAGUCUCGUAGAUCCAAGGCCGUUCGUACACUGACGAUCCCGACGAUCUUUCUACUGCUCAUCCAUGGUGCUCAGUCCUUUUACCUCCCCGGAGUCGCUCCGGAGGACUUCAUCAAGGGAGAUGAUUUGAAAGUGAAAGUGAACAAAUUGACAUCUACAAAGACUCAGCUUCCAUACUCAUUUUACUCUCUCCCUUACUGUCGACCUGACAAAAUUUUGGACAGUGCCGAGAAUCUUGGGGAAGUACUUCGUGGUGACCGUAUUGAAAACUCCCCCUAUGUGUUUAAAAUGAGGGAGCCUCAGAUGUGCAAUAUUGUCUGUCGGUUUACUCCUGAUGCCAAAACUGUGAAGCAGUUUAAAGAGAAGAUAGAUGAUGAGUAUCGUGUGAACAUGAUCCUUGAUAAUCUGCCCCUAGUUGUACCCAUUCAAAGGCCAGAUCAGGAGGCUCCUACUGUUUACCAGCUUGGCUUUCAUGUUGGGCUCAAAGGCCAUUAUGCUGGGAGCAAGGAAGAAAAGUAUUUUAUCCACAACCACUUGGCAUUUACUGUCAAGUACCAUAGAGAUACGCAAACUGAAACAGCAAGAAUUGUGGGAUUUGAGGUUAAACCAUUCAGUGUUAAACACGAGUAUGAAGGGAAAUGGAAUGAUGCAAAGACCCGUUUAACCACCUGUGACCCCCAUUCGAAACACACUGUUGUCAAUUCCAACUCUCCUCAAGAAGUUGCUGAGAAGCAAGAAAUCGUAUUUACUUAUGAUGUAGAAUUCCAGGAAAGCGAUGUAAAGUGGGCCUCUAGAUGGGAUGCUUAUCUUUUGAUGAGUGACGACCAAAUCCACUGGUUCUCAAUUGUCAAUUCAUUGAUGAUUGUCCUCUUCCUUUCUGGCAUGGUAGCAAUGAUAAUGCUAAGAACCCUCUACCGUGACAUUUCCAAGUAUAAUGAACUUGAGACCCAGGAAGAAGCACAAGAAGAGACUGGAUGGAAGCUUGUCCAUGGGGAUGUUUUCAGGGCUCCAAAUAACUCCGACUUGCUCUGUGUAUAUGUUGGAACUGGCGUUCAGUUCUUUGGCAUGAUACUUGUGACAAUGAUCUUUGCUGUCCUUGGUUUCCUCUCCCCAUCUAACCGAGGUGGUCUUAUGACAGCCAUGCUCUUGCUUUGGGUCUUCAUGGGACUUUUCGCCGGUUAUGCCUCUGCUCGCUUAUACAAGAUGUUUAAGGGGACAGAAUGGAAGAAAAUUUCUUUCAGGACUGCAGUCAUGUUCCCAGCAGUUGUCUCUGCCAUUUUCAUUGUCUUAAACACUUUGAUUUGGGGCCAGAAAUCAUCCGGAGCUGUCCCAUUUGGAACAAUGUUUGCCCUGGUCUUUUUAUGGUUCGGGAUCUCAGUCCCACUUGUAUUUGUUGGAGGCUAUGUUGGGUUCAGGAAGCCAGCACUCGAGGACCCUGUGAAGACAAACAAAAUCCCAAGGCAGAUCCCAGAACAGGCCUGGUACAUGAACCCAGUUUUCUCGAUUCUAAUUGGAGGAAUCCUGCCAUUCGGAGCGGUUUUCAUCGAACUGUUCUUUAUCCUCACUUCAAUUUGGCUGAACCAGUUCUACUACAUCUUUGGCUUCCUCUUCUUGGUGUUCAUCAUCCUCAUCGUCACAUGUGCCGAGAUAACCAUCGUGCUCUGCUACUUCCAGUUGUGCAGCGAGGAUUACUUGUGGUGGUGGAGGUCGUACCUGACGUCGGGCUCGUCAGCGCUGUACCUGUUCCUCUACGCCACAUUCUACUUCUUCACAAAGCUUGAAAUCACAAAGCUGGUAUCAGGGAUGUUAUACUUCGGAUACAUGCUUAUUGCUUCUUACGCAUUCUUUGUGCUCACGGGUACCAUCGGCUUUUAUGCUUGCUUUUGGUUCACAAGGCUCAUCUACUCAUCCGUGAAAAUUGACUAAUAAACUCAGCCCCAGGGGAGCUUGCGAGCGGUGCUCUCCUCCCCCAGAAGACGCAACAAGAAAAAUAUCUCAGUAGUGUAAGAUUUUGCAAUUUAAAGUUGGAUUGUGCUUUUCGAAAAUGUAUCUUAUUGUGCUCAAUUUUGAACCAUGACAAGCCAACAUGAUCAUAUUUCUGUUAGAGUAUAUUUCUAUUUGUUUAUUUUUCAAGAGUUACCAAUUGUUACUUAGGGACCUUAUUAUUACUUACUCGUCUGUUUGUAUUUUCCGAUUUUCAUGGUGGUAUUUCCAUGAGGCGGCCAAGGAAAUGUCUUUUUAUUUUUA